AUGGUGAACCCGCAGCACAAGCGGUAUGAAGUGCUGCUGGGGAUGGAGGGUGUAGCAGAUAUUAUUGUUACCUCUGAGAAGAUAGGCGAUGAUACGGUCAUUGCUGUUCUCUCUAAGGAUGUUAAACUCAACAAGCAACUCACCCUUGCACAACAACAGCAGCAAACACAAGCCGCACAGGAAGACGUGAAGAUGGAGUGUUCGUUUGCCAGUUUCGACUUGGCGGUGAAGCUGCAAGAGAUUGGGGUGUCGCUGAUAUGCGACAAUUUGGCAGAGGAGUUGUGUUACGCUAGUUUGUUUCAGGUUGCUGUGGGGUUGCAGCAGAGGGGAGACAGAGAAAAAAUUGUUGUGAGAAUUGAAAAAGUACAAGUAGAUAACCAAAUGGAAAACGGAAAUAAACCCGUUGUCUUCGCCAACAGAGGAGGCAAAGAUCUCCCCACCCACGAGCCAAAGAGCUGGGUGGGGGCCCCUGGGGCCCCCGGCGCCCCCCCUCGUAGUAGCCCCCCAUUUCUUACGGUGUUUUUAGUCCGCCUGAACUCGGGGAGCCGCGACGUGGUGUUGAAGAGGGCGUUGGUGGAGAUGGACGACUUGGAGAUCGACAUCGAUGCUGAUAUGCUCAACGGCCUCAAUGAAUUUGUGUGGUCGUGUCUAAUAGCCUUCCGUUUGGCUGACGCGGCCUCUCGUCGGGCGGUGUCCCUGGAGGAGUUUGGGGUUUGGGUGAAUGAACCAGUUGCUUUGCAUUAUAUGCCGCCUCCUCUUCCUACUAUUUUGUCUCUAGAGUCUCUUGUUAUAUCUCGCUUCCGCGUCUACUGCUGGUGCUCCUUUGUCUUAGAUAAGAUGCAUAUGAUAUCAGACCUCCUUAAACUCGGACUCAGGAUACUUAUGGCUUCAGGGAGACUUGAACUCACCGUGCGUCAGUCUUCUUUGCUAAAUCUGCCUCGUAUGCCCUAUGAGUUCGGCCGUAAUACAAUUGGUUUGGCUGCGAAUGCAGUAGACAGCGUCUCCACAGGUGAGGGGGUAUGGGCCCUCUCUAGUAUAGUAACGAAGCCAAUAGAAGGGGCGCAGAAGGAGGGUGUAGGCGGCUUCCUUAAGGGAAUAGGAAAGGGGCUUAUGGGGUCUCUUGUUAAACCUCUUGAUAGAGUAGGACAAGCUGUAUCCGAUGUCACCCGCGGCAUUCAUGCUGAAGUUACUAAGCCCAUCGGUGCACUCAAACGCAUCAGCACGCGCCAUAGGCAACCGCGCAUGAUAGGCGAACAAGGAGAAGUCCGGCCUUAUGACGAGACAGAGGCGCAGCUGCGGCAGAGUUUGGGACUUGCAGUGCUGCGGCCGAUGCAGAAGUGUAUGACGGUCCUUCGACAGGAGACACCGGAGCCGUGUCAGUUAGCUGUUUUGUUUUAUCCCCAGGACAUAUUCCUGGUCAGCAUCAAAGGAGGAGACACGCAGAAGGAGCUUACGCUGCAGGGGUCUCAGACGCAGCAGCGCGCAAGAGGCAGCAGCAGCAGUGUACAGAUAUUGUGGCAUGUCAGCGUUGCAGCAAUCCGAGAAGUAAAGACCGACAGCAGAGGGGUCACGCUGACGGUUAGCCCGCAGGAGAUGCAGCUCAACGACCCUGCUCUAGGGCGGGCCUCGUCUCUACGGAGACUCGCAAGAGACCCAGGAGGAAGAUACAGCUCACAGCCUACAACUGCAGCAGCGGCAACAACAACGGGUACCACCCAUCCGCAGACGUACCUUAUCCCCUGCCAAGAUGCAGUGCGAGCCAAUGAGGUGUACAGGGAGCUCCUUGAAACCCAAAGAGGUUGCGCUACAGUUGUACACCUGGGUAUUAACAGACGCCUCUCUGAGGCUGACACAUAA
Molecule: messenger RNA, 1857 nt
Organism: Eimeria mitis
Lineage: Eukaryota; Apicomplexa; Conoidasida; Eucoccidiorida; Eimeriidae
Exons: 7
Coding region: 1-1857 (618 amino acids)
Biological process (GO): protein retention in Golgi apparatus; protein targeting to vacuole
Cellular component (GO): extrinsic component of membrane
Source: RefSeq, a predicted model, not a curated record